Messenger RNA from Limulus polyphemus (Atlantic horseshoe crab), 1321 nucleotides. RefSeq names its product alpha-crystallin B chain-like. The coding region runs from base 152 to 736 and encodes 194 amino acids. The transcript has 3 exons. Gene Ontology annotation, molecular function: protein folding chaperone. Gene Ontology annotation, biological process: response to heat; protein refolding. The record is from RefSeq and is a predicted model, not a curated record. NCBI's taxonomy places the organism in Eukaryota, Metazoa, Arthropoda, Merostomata, Xiphosura, Limulidae.
UCGUUCAGCGGCAUUUUAUACUCAGUUCUGCAACGACGUGUAAGCGAAGAAUUCGUUUAGACUCAAGCUAUCUAUUGUUAUUGGAAAACGUUCUGCUAAGCCUGCAAAAGUUGGAACAUCCACGUAAUUUUAUCAUUAGCAAUAUUAAACAAUGAUGACCAGCUCAGAAAGAAAACUCCCCAUCCUCAAAACAGACUCCCACAUUAUCGAUCAGGAAUUCAGCUCCAUCCGAGAGCGUUUUGAUGACGAGAUGAAACGGAUGGAGGAGGAGAUGACCAAGUUCCGGUCACAACUGCUGGACCGUGAACGCGAUUCUUUCACUAGUACCAGCCAAACUCAACGUACUAGCACCAUGCAUACAUCAAAGACAUCCAACGAGGGCACCACGCAUAAGUCUGAACUACGAACCUGGUUGGACGGGCUCAAAUCUCCUCUUAUUCAAGAAGGUGAUGAGGGUAAAGAAUUGAAGUUGCGAUUUGACGUAUCUGAGUACACCCCUGAGGAAAUCGUGGUAAAGACUGUGGACAACCGCCUUCAGGUACAUGCUAAGCAUGAAGAAAAAUCUGAGUGCAAACAAGUUUUUCGAGAGUAUAAUAGAGAGUUUCUGUUGCCAAAGGGAACCAACCCGGAAAUGAUUAAAUCAUCUUUAUCAAAAGAUGGCGUUUUGACGAUUGAAUCGCCUCUACCGGCCCUAGAAGGAUCACAAGAACGAAUGAUUCCUAUUCACUCCGCUUAAACUAAAAAAAUAAAUAAACUAUCGUAAUUAAUAUAUUACUGUAAGAAUAAACAAAGUAGCUUUUCUUUUCAAGCAAGGUUUUUAUUGUUCUUGGGUGUUUGUUUUUUGCGAUAAUGUUCUGAAUUGUAUAAAAUCGUUACUGUUUUUCUAAGAUGAGUUGCACUUAGAUUUUGGUUUCAUUCAACGAUUUUUUUUCUCCAUUGAAACGAUACUUUGUUUGUUAUAAAAAGCUACUUGUUACAAUAUUCAGUUACCUAGUAUAUGGAAUGGCAUUCCUUUUGUUGAAAUGUUCUUUCUCUGAUAGUAAAUGAUAGCAGUAAGAUUAGAUAUGUAUCAGUAUAUCCUGCACAUCCACUAAAAUAGAAUUGUACCACAUAAUUACAUUUUUAAGAAAAUAUUACACGUUAGUAACGACCUAGAACUGUGAAUAUAGUUGGACAGCAGCACUAACACACGUUGCACGUAAAGCCAAUCAGGAGUUCAAUAUCCUUUGUCAGUGUUCUCUGUCGUUUGUCUUGUGAUAUUUAUUUGUACUUACAUGUCAUUUAAAGAAAAAUAAAGAACUUGUUUCUUUCUCUUAAAAGU